GAGGAAUAUGUUGCAAUUACCCAUUUUAUACUUUUAGUCGCAAACAUAACAUUUGAAUCGUUUGUAUUCUAGUGUGGCAACAGCUUUUUUCUUUGUUGUUUUUGGAUCGUAUUUAGGACUUGCAACAAUGUGUUAAACGAUUUUCUAUUGCAAACAUGUAAAUUGGCGUUUUUAUUACCCAAUCAGAGUGUGCACUUACUAUUAGUGGAUAUAUUUCGCAAACAAGCAUCUUUAUCUUAUUUAAAAAUGUGGCGAAUUUGCUGGGAUAUUCUAUUCUUGUAUUCCGUGUAUCAAUUAGUAGACGGAGUUCCUCUGAACUUUCGCAGUUUCAGGCUUAAUCCGAGCAUGAGCUUGUCACCCAAUGCGACUUACAACUUUAGCUUCAAAACUCCUGCGAGUAGCAACCCCUCUGCGAAAACCAAAAACUUCGAUAAAGAACCAGGGAAAAUCCGUAUCAAUGAAAAUGAAAUUCGUAAAGGUAUGUCGGACGAAAUGUCAAGAAAUGAAGAAAUGUAUGAUUCAAACAGACCUGAAAUUGAUAGAAAAUCAAAUUCGGAAGUAUUUGAGUCCUAUGGAAAUAACAGAACCCAGAGAACCAGAUUGACCAGCUACAGUGCAAUGAAUAUUUCCCCAAAACCAGACAUAUUCUAUUCACAGCGGAUGUCCCACGACAAAUACAUACCAAUGAAUCCUAAGAAUUAUACAAUGAAUUUCCUAAUACCAUCAACGACUGCAAAGGAUUCCAAUUUAGGAAUUGAAAAAUCGUACUACAAGCCACAACCAUCAGACUAUUCACCGAAGCCGAUUUUGUCGCGGUUGAAAUUGAGCAAUUUACUUCUACACGGGCCUUCAGUCAUAUUAGCAAAUUUAGAGUCUUUAACAUCAACUACACAGGCGCCAUCAAUGGACCAAAACAGAACCGCGGAAGAAACCGAAACAUCAUACCAAAUUAAGGGUAAAGGGACACAAGAACGGGAAAGAAUAAACAAAUUGAAAAGAGAAAUACCCGGAAGCAGGAAAAUGUCGUACAACAUGAGAAAUGGAGACUCAGCAAUCCGAUGGCCGUGUGGACCCUCAAUAAACAAUAGCCCAAUGGAAAGUGAGAUGGAAAUAAGCGAGGAGAUGCUCGGUCGGCGAGGCCAGAACCAAUUCAAAAUACGAGGAAUACAAAUGGAAGGAGAUAAUAAUCGUAUGAUAAGCGGAGAAGGAGUCUUACCAUUACAAAUGACAGAUAGAGAACAAAAGUUACAUGAAAUGACGGAUGAGCUGGUACUAGAUCUACACCAGAUACAACAAAGCGAGGAAUAUUAUCCCAUGUCACAAAGCAAGAGACAACAUGUGCUGGAGAUGUUGGAAAUGCAUAUCAAAGGGAUCGGAGCGAAAAAGAAAUUGAAAAGAGACUACGAUCGACUCCAAACGAAAGAGUCCGAAUCAGAACAGAAGAUGUCAUUUGAGGACGAUUCGAGGACAGAUGAAGAAGGCAGUUGUCAAUCUAGUUACAAUAAUAUUUACGAAGAAAGUGCAGUUGCAACAGAACAUUCGCAAAUGGAAGAAAGUGAGCCUGAUGAACCUGACUCUUCUCCGGAAAUAGUGACGAGUCAAUAUCCGUCAUUUCUUUAUAACGAAUUAAGCAUGAUCCAAAAUAAGUACAAAAAUAUUGUGAGUCAUUUUCUAUCACAAAUUAGAAACGACGAAAAACAUGACCGUGUGUACUCUCAAGAAGAAAUUGAAUCCGAUGAGCCACAUAGUUCCGAAAAUACAUUCGAAUAUGUACGAAAAUUCCGUUCGUUUAAAGGUCCUAACGGACGACUGAACAUUUAUGAUUUUAUUUAAGAGUCGAUGAAAUGAAUGAACUUCUUUUUAUUUUCAAAUCGAGAGACACGCCUCUAUGUUUUUAAUGGAACUACUUAUGAAGAUGACUUUCAGACAUUAGUUGUUUGCUUUUAAUAAAUACAGGGUUAGUUUAGAUUAGAUUGUGUUAAAAAUAGGAACAAAAUUUAUUGAAAACACUUUUUGUGAAUGUUUGUAUAUUACUAUUAUAAAUAAUAAUUAGUUUAAUACAAAAAAAUGAAAUAUUUCAUUGAAACAAAAAUAUAAACGUAUAAUUAUCAAAAUAUCCAGAACAAACUUACUUAGAACUUACAGGUAAUGUUAAAAUUAUAAAUUUGAAACUGCAUAUAAGUAAAUAAAGUUACGGUAAUAUAAAUAAUAAUAGAUAUCUAUUGUGUGCAAAAAGUAUUGUGUGUGACAAGGUGUCUAAGGUGAAUAUGCAAUAAAAAACCUUCCCGUC
Agrilus planipennis (emerald ash borer) is the source of this 2290-nucleotide messenger RNA. RefSeq lists its product as uncharacterized. The coding region runs from base 247 to 1833 and encodes 528 amino acids. NCBI's taxonomy places the organism in Eukaryota, Metazoa, Arthropoda, Insecta, Coleoptera, Buprestidae. The transcript has 3 exons. The record is from RefSeq and is a predicted model, not a curated record.